Mesocestoides corti is the source of this 1722-nucleotide messenger RNA. NCBI's taxonomy places the organism in Eukaryota, Metazoa, Platyhelminthes, Cestoda, Cyclophyllidea, Mesocestoididae. The record is from the annotation of a GenBank genome assembly.
AUGACUAUUGUCGGUCACAAGGCAUUUGAUGUGGCUCGUAUUCGUCAAUUCAUUCCAAAGAAUAAUAAAGCCAUUUUUUCCAGCUGGGCUGAAACCUUCAUAAUCGACACAUCCUCGAUUCUGUACUAUCGUUGGCUCGGCUUGAUAUCGCUCACCGUCAUCUACAACUGCAUCAUCCUUCCUAUGCGCACCGCCUUUACGCAAUUCCACGAGCUCAGUCCAGCUGGAUGGAUGUUCUUGGAUUACUGCAUCGACGCUAUCUACCUCGCCGACAUGUGGGUCGGAUGCAGAACAGGUUAUCUCGAGGAGGGCCUAGUGGUGACCGACGUCGUUAAACUUCGAAACGCCUACAUCAAGAAGACUGACUGCCUCCUGGACGUGUUUGCCAUCCUCCCCACAGACCUGCUCUACAUCUCCCAGGCCUUCACCCACUACGCUGCCUGGCUGCGGCUGAAUCGCCUCCUGAAGGUGUACAAGGUGUUUGAAUUUAACGCGAGAACCGAAACACGCGCCACCUUCCCAAAUGUCUUUCGAGUGACUACACUCACAGGAAAUAUCCUCAUUCUCAUUCACUUUAACGCUUGUAUAUUCUUUGAGAUCAGCAAGCAAACAGGACUUUGCGAGAACUCAUUUGUUUAUCCGCCUCGCGAGACAGACGACAUUACAGACGAACCUUGUAAUCUAACUGCACGUUGGCAAACCAUCUUCUCCCAAUACACCUACAGUUUUUAUUGGUCCACGCUCAUUCUAACGACAAUUGGCGAGACCCCAAAACCGGUCAGAGAUGGGGAAUACGUCUUUAUCACCAUAGACUUCCUUGCGGGGGUGCUCAUCUUCGCCACGGUUGUCGGCAACGUCGGCGCUAUGAUAAGCAACAUGAAUGCCCAGAAGACGGCGUUUCAGGCACAGAUGGACAGUGUCAAGCGCUACAUGGAGUACCGGAAGGUGAGUAAGAGCCUUGAACAGAGGGUGAUUCAGUGGUUCGACUACCUCUGGUCCAACAAGCAAUCCCUCGAGGAGGAGAACGUCCUCGCCAUUCUGCCGGACAAACUAAAGGCUGAAAUCGCCAUUCACGUUCACUACGACACUCUCCAACGUGUCAAGAUAUUUCAGGACUGCGACCCUGGCCUGCUGGUGGAGCUCGUCUUGAAGCUGAAAUUGCAGGUGUUCUCGCCUGGGGACUACAUCUGUCGAAAGGGCGACAUCGGAAAGGAGAUGUACAUAGUCAAACGCGGCAAGAUCAGUGUCGUGGCAGACGACGGAAAAACUGUGUUCGUCACGCUGAGUGAAGGCACCGUGUUCGGAGAGAUCUCCAUUCUCAACAUCGCCGGCAACAAAACAGGAAAUCGUCGAACAGCAAAUGUCCGUUCUGUUGGCUACUCUGACCUCUUCUGCCUUAGCAAGGACGACUUGUGGGAAGCACUAACCGAGUACCCUGAGGCGAAGGACAAACUCAUGGAGGUCGGUCAACAGAUGCUUAGGAAGGACAAUUUAUUGGACGAAGAGUUGCUUCGCAAAGCCGAGGAAACCAGAGAAUCGACUGAAAUGAAGGUCAGUCGGAUCGACUCAACCUUGGAGCAAAUAAGUGUCAAAUUGGCAAGGCUCAUGAGCGAGUACGGGUCUAGCCAGGCGAAAAUGAAGAGACGACUGGCCCGGCUUGAAAAACAGAGGUUCGAGCUACCAACCCUGAACAUCGGAGAGGAUAGUACGAAUUCGGAAUAA